CACUAUGGGUCCUCCUCUGAAGCUCUUCAAAAACCAGAAAUACCAGGAGCUGAAGCAAGAAUGCAUCAAAGAUGGAAGACUUUUUUGUGACACAACUUUUCUGCCUGAGAAUGAUUCACUGUUCUACAACAGAUUGCUUCCUGGGAAGGUGGUUUGGAAACGACCUCAGGACAUCUGUGAUGAUCCCCGUCUUAUUGUGGGCAACAUUAGUAACCAUCAACUGAUCCAAGGAAGACUGGGGCACAAGCCAAUGGUUUCUGCAUUUUCCUGCUUGGCUGUUCAGGAGUCUCACUGGACCAAGACAAUUCCAAACCACAAGGAACAGGAAUGGGACCCUCUGAAACUAGAUAAAUAUGCAGGGAUAUUUCGCUUCCGUUUCUGGCAUUUUGGAGAAUGGACUGAGGUGGUGAUUGAUGACCUGCUGCCCACCAUCAAUGGAGACCUGGUCUUCUCCUUUUCCACCUCCAUGAAUGAAUUUUGGAAUGCUCUGUUGGAAAAAGCUUAUGCAAAGCUUCUUGGAUGUUAUGAAGCCCUUGAUGGUUUGACCACCACUGAUAUUAUUGUGGAUUUCACUGGAACCUUGGCUGAAACCAUUGACAUGGAAAAAGGAAGAUACACUGAGCUUGUUGAGGAGAAGUACAAAUUGUUUGGAGAAUUGUACAAAACAUUUACCAAAGGAGGUUUGAUCUGUUGCUCCACUGAGUAUCCCAGUCAAGAGGAACAAGAAGUUGAAACUGAUUGGGGACUUCUGAAGGGCCACACUUACACCAUGACAGAUAUUCGCAAGACACGUCUUGGAGAAAGACUUGUGGAAGUUUUCAGUGUUGAGAAGCUGUAUAUGAUUCGCCUGAGAAACCCUUUGGGAAGGCAAGAAUGGAGUGGUCCUUGGAGUGAAAUUUCUGAAGAGUGGCAGCAACUGACUGCAACAGACCGUAAGAAUCUGGGACUUGUUAUGUCCGACGAUGGAGAAUUUUGGAUGAGUUUGGAGGACUUUUGCCGCAACUUUCAAGAAUUGAAUGUCUGCCGCAAUGUGAACAGCCCUAUUUUUGGGCGCAAGGAGUUGGAGUCGAUGGUGGGAUGUUGGACUGUGAAUGAUGAUCCUUUGAUGAACCGUUCAGGCGGUUGCUAUAACAAUCGCGAUACCUUCCUCCAGAAUCCCCAGUACAUCUUCACUGUGCCUGAGGAUGGCCAUAAGGUCAUCAUGUCACUUCAGCAGAAGGAUGUGCGUACUUACCGGCGCAUGGGAAGACCUGACAAUUACAUCAUUGGCUUUGAGCUAUUCAAGGUAGAGAUGAACCGCAAAUUCCGCCUCCACCACCUCUACAUCCAAGAGCGUGCCGGGACUUCCACCUAUAUUGAUACACGCACAGUGUUUCUGAGCAAGUACCUGAAGAAAGGCAACUAUGUGCUUGUUCCAACCAUGUUUCAGCAUGGUAGAACCAGCGAGUUUCUCCUGAGAAUCUUCUCUGAAGUGCCUGUUCUGCUCAGGGAGCUGACUCUGGAUAUGCCCAAAAUGUCCUGCUGGAAUCUGGCUCGUGGUUACCCAAAAGUGGUCACACAGAUCACCGUUCACAGUGCUGAAGGUCUGGAAAAGAAGUAUGCUGAUGAAACUGUCAACCCCUAUUUGGUGAUCAAGUGUGGAAAGGAAGAAGUCCGUUCCCCUGUGCAAAAGAAUACUGUGCAUGCCAUUUUUGACACCCAGGCCAUUUUCUACAGAAGGACCACUGACAUUCCUAUCAUUGUGCAGGUCUGGAACAGCAGAAAGUUCUGUGAUCAGUUCUUGGGGCAAGUUACUCUGGAUGCUGAGCCCACCGACUGCCGUGAUCUAAGAUCUCUGUACCUGCGCAAGAAGGGGGGUCCGACUGCCAAAGUCAAACAAGGCCACAUCAGCUACAAGAUCAUUUCCAGCGACGAUCUGACUGAGCUCUAAGUACUUAGCUCCCAUGAUCCUGACAGAGCUUUCCAUCACUUAUUUUCUGUCAGAUGCCUGAUUUCCUCUAAGAUUCAUAAUCUUUUGUAACCAAAAAAUCACAGCGAUUAAUUUUUCUUUUCUUUGAUCAGUUUUCCAUACCUUGCAAUCUAAGUAGCAUCUGCUACAUAACCUAUAUACCUCCAGCAGCUGGACAGGAGGA
Suncus etruscus (white-toothed pygmy shrew) is the source of this 2132-nucleotide messenger RNA. It is a transcript of the gene CAPN6, whose product is annotated as calpain 6. NCBI's taxonomy places the organism in Eukaryota, Metazoa, Chordata, Mammalia, Eulipotyphla, Soricidae. Gene Ontology annotation, cellular component: cytoplasm. Bases 5 to 1930 code for a protein of 641 amino acids. Gene Ontology annotation, biological process: proteolysis. Gene Ontology annotation, molecular function: calcium-dependent cysteine-type endopeptidase activity. The transcript has 12 exons. The record is from RefSeq and is a predicted model, not a curated record.